Pistacia vera is the source of this 615-nucleotide messenger RNA. Its product is annotated as reticulon-like protein B9. NCBI's taxonomy places the organism in Eukaryota, Viridiplantae, Streptophyta, Magnoliopsida, Sapindales, Anacardiaceae. The record is from RefSeq and is a predicted model, not a curated record. The transcript has 6 exons. The coding region runs from base 1 to 615 and encodes 204 amino acids.
AUGCCCCCCGAACAACAACUAAGGUUAUUUGGGCGUCAAAGGUCCGUACAUGCCAUUCUUGGAGGAGGAAAAGUUGCGGAUAUCUUGUUAUGGAAGAAUAAAACAGCAGCAGCCUCGCUGUUGAUAGGAAUGACAGUGAUAUGGUCUCUUUUCGAGGUUAUGGAGUACAGUUUGGUGACUCUCUCCUGUCACAUUUCUAUGGCCAUGUUGCUUGUAGCUUUCAUUUGGUUCAGAAUUCAAAUAUAUUUCGAUUAUCGGUUUUUUCUCAAGGAAACUAUAGUAAGUGAAUCAACAUUAAGAGAAGUUGUUUCAACCUUCUGCGAGAGAUUAAAUGAGGUACUAAUGGAGCUUAUCGACCUUGCAUAUGGAAAAGAUUUGGUUAUUGAAAUUAAUCCAAUUCUCAUAUUUCUGAGUAUUGUUUGUCUCUACAUAUUGUCCGUAAUUGGAAACCAUUUCAACUUCUUAAAUCUCCUUUAUUUCAGUUUCCUCUGCUCGGAAACGUUGCCCUUUCUGUAUGAUCGAUAUGAGGACUACGUUGAUUCUUUUGCAGACAAAGGGAUCCAUGGAUUGAAGAAAUUGUUCACAAAAGUUCCAGAGGUUAAGAAAAAUGAUUAA